CAAUUAAGUGAAAAAUUAAUUAUAAAUACUUGUACGAAUUAAUAAUGUUUAAAAUAAAAUCAAGAAAGUAUGACAAGAAUAAAUUAUCAUAUUGUCGGCCAGCAUGAGCGCGACGAAUCUCUAACCUUAGGUAACAAAAAUUUCGGUUUAAAAUGUUUAAAGGCGGCCUUAUGCUGUUCCACUAUUCUGGUCAUUGGCUUGUAUAUUUGGAAAUUAGAUUGGUCACCGAUCUUAAAUCAGAGUAAUGCACAAAACAAAAUUUUAUCCAGUCAUAUCCCAGCUUUUUUCAACAUCAAGGAUAAGUAUUUUGUGUAUACCUCUCAAUGUCACAUGUCGAAAGUGGAUCCAUUUUCAGCCGAUGCUCUUCAAGUAUUCCAUAGAACUGAAUAUACUAAGUGUGGCUUAAGUAAAAACCUUAUAACCGUGAAAUUCGAUAGUCGGAAGGGCACUUACAUUCUUCAUAUGAACGAUGAGAGCAUCGGCUGCUGUUACAGUCCUAUCGAACGCGCUGGAAGUGGGAGGAAAGCAGAUUUCAACUAUAACUUACUGCCUUGCAGUAAUUUCCACCAGGAUUUUGUGGUUCCACAGCAUGUAAAGGCCAUCAUUACGAAGUGUCACAAAAUUAACACAACAAGGGUUCUUCAGCAGGAUGCUUUCGCUUUUGUGCAUCAGCCGCGAAACAAUAAACCAGAGAAGUCGAAAAAACCAAGCGUUCUGCUAUGGGGCAUCGACUCAUUAUCCAGAAUAAACUUUCAGCGUACUAUGCCAUUGACAUACAAAUAUCUGAGAGAGCAGCUCUGGUUCGAGCUGCAAGGUUACAGUAAGAUCGGUGUCAAUACGUAUCCCAAUUUAAUGGCAUUACUAACGGGGUACAAUAAUUCAUUGUCCACUAAAUGUUACAAGUCAAAGAUUUUUGAUAGCCUAGAUACUUGUCAUUUGAUCUGGAAAGAUUACAAGCAGGAGGGCUUCGUCACUGCCUAUGCCGAGGACUGGGCAAAAUUCGCCACUUUUAAUCAUCCUCAAAAGGGAUUUCUUAAACCCCCGACUGAUUACUAUCUACGGCCAUUUGUGAUGGCCAUUGAAAAGACAUUGAAAAGCGAAACAAAAUCUGGCAUUCCAUAUUGCUUGGGUCGCCGACACUACGCCGAGUAUAUCUAUGACUAUGCCAUUGACUUCACAAAAAUCUUUAAGUCUCAGCCCUCCUUUGGCUUGUUCUGGACCAACUCCUUCAGCCACAACUCCUUCUCGUUGCCCUCCUCCAUGGAUAAGAGAACUGUCGAGUAUAUGCGCACACUGGAGAAGAACGGCAUCAUGGAAAACUCCAUCAUUCUCUUCUUCAGCGAUCAUGGCAUGCGCUUUGGACCACUUCGAAAGUUGAAGAGUGGAUUUCUGGAAGAGCGCAUGCCAAACAUGUACAUUUGGUUGCCCAAAUGGUUUCGCAAGCAAUAUGCCUCCUUUGCUCGAGCAUUGGAGCUAAAUAGGAACCGCCUGACAUCAAACUAUGAUAUCUAUGCCACGCUCCAGCAUAUAUUAAAAUUGAAUACGUCGGCCGCCGAUUUGCCUCGAGCUGAUGGAUGUCCCGAUUGCCAUAGCAUUUUCUUCGAGAUGCCGGAGAACAGAACUUGUUCCGAUGCGGGAAUUUCCGAGCACUGGUGCACGUGUAAUAUGUAUGAAGAGUCUAAAACUAUAGAUGCGGUUGUGAAGAGGCUGACAUCACAAUUGGUUGAGGCUACCAACGAAUACUUAGUAGCCAGGAACCUUACAGAUGUAUGCAGCAAGCUGACCCUCCACAAAAUUGUUUCAGCCGAGACCAAGGAGCAGCUCGAUGCGAAUAGCAAUUUUAUGGCUUAUCGAGUUCAAUACGAAGCGAACCCGAAGAAAGCGCUCUUCGAGGCGACUACCAGAUGGAACAGACAGACGGAACACAUCGACAUCGAUGUGAAUGACAUAAGUCGCAUCAGCCAAUAUGAAAACGAGCCCAAAUGCGUAAAAGAUAUGGUGGCCAAAAAGUAUUGCAUCUGCGCGAAAUAUAUACCCAUAUUAAAGAAACAUUGAUUUUAACAGUA
Messenger RNA from Scaptodrosophila lebanonensis, 2066 nucleotides. RefSeq lists its product as uncharacterized. The record is from RefSeq and is a predicted model, not a curated record. The transcript is spliced from 3 exons. The coding region runs from base 70 to 2055 and encodes 661 amino acids. NCBI's taxonomy places the organism in Eukaryota, Metazoa, Arthropoda, Insecta, Diptera, Drosophilidae.